AUGGAAACUGAAGGUCUGGAAAAUGCUAUGACUUCUGUAGCAGAAAAAAAAAAGAUCAAAGGAGAUGCAUUCUUAUCUAUAGUCAGGAAAGAUGGAGAUUUAAAAUUAUUGGAAUUAAACUCUAUUAAAAAGUUGUACUGCCCGAAAUGCAAGAGAACCAAUGAUUACGUCGGUAACUUGUGCGCCUGUUCCACGUGCAAGACAUCAUACCUGUACCAAUGUAGUCGCUGUCAGAAAAACUUUGUCACAUCGGUGUCACUGCAUCGCCACGUGCGUCGAACUCACGCAGAGCCUAAAUUCAACUGCGAAAAUUGUGGCAGGGGCUUUGCUUGCCUAGGUGACAUGAACGUACACAAGAAAAUUUGCGGCCAGAAGCUCAAGUACGAGUGCUCGAUCUGUGAGUUCAAGACGCGCUACAAAAACAGCUUGGGAUCCCAUAUGUACAAGCUGCACAACGACAACAGGAAGGCAUUCCGGUGUGACGUUUGCGGCGUUGUUUAUAAGACGAAUAGAGCAAUCAAGAGACACCUGAAGAUCGGCUGUAGCACGAUUGAAUAGGUCCAAGAAGGUUUUGUUUAUCACAAGAAGAUUAUAU
Molecule: messenger RNA, 595 nt
Organism: Copidosoma floridanum
Lineage: Eukaryota; Metazoa; Arthropoda; Insecta; Hymenoptera; Encyrtidae
Product: zinc finger Y-chromosomal protein-like
Source: RefSeq, a predicted model, not a curated record